Molecule: messenger RNA, 899 nt
Organism: Engraulis encrasicolus (European anchovy)
Lineage: Eukaryota; Metazoa; Chordata; Actinopteri; Clupeiformes; Engraulidae
Gene: cebpg
Product: CCAAT enhancer binding protein gamma
Exons: 5
Coding region: 313-885 (190 amino acids)
Biological process (GO): regulation of transcription by RNA polymerase II; DNA-templated transcription
Molecular function (GO): DNA-binding transcription factor activity, RNA polymerase II-specific; RNA polymerase II cis-regulatory region sequence-specific DNA binding
Source: RefSeq, a predicted model, not a curated record
GCGAUUUCGCAAUAGUUCUCAAGCGGCACCCGAUGAACUAGCUAAACAAUAACAGACCUGGGCGACAUACACACUUUUAUUGUCAACAAGGGAUCUGGAUUUUCGUGUACCUUGGCCAUUCGAUGGACCAUUGAGUCGGCAGUAACAUUGUGAAGGUAGCGUGUGUGUGUGUGUCCAGUAGUGGUGUAUUCUCACCUGAAGACAUCGUACCCGUCUGACGCGUUCUGCAGUUCACAUCUCACCCACCAGAGGGAGAGAGAGAGAGAGCAAGCGGUGCUGUGCCGGGAUUGGCUGGAGAGCGGUCACAAUAGCAUGCCGUCGCAGCAGAAGCAGCCAAUGACGGACCAGAACGGAGUCAGCGUCAUCCAGAGCCAGACGCUCUCUAGCGCCACCAUGCAGCCCGGAGCAGGACUGCAACAGGUGCCUCAGCUUGUGCCGGUUAGUAGUGGGGGCGGUGGCAAGGCUGCCCCCCCUAGUGGCCGGCUGAAGAAGAACAGCGGAGGAGGAGGAGGAGGAGGAGGGGGCGGAGGGUCGAUGGACAAAGGUGUGUGUGAGAGUGAUGAGUAUCGCCAGAGGAGGGAGAGGAACAACUUGGCGGUGAAGAAGAGUCGCAUGCGGAGCAAGCAGAAAGCAGCCGACACACAGCAGAGAGUCAACGAGCUCAAGGAGGAGAAUGAACGCUUGGAGGCGAAGAUCAAGCUCCUGAGUAAGGAACUGAGCGUGCUCAAAGAUCUCUUCCUGGAACACGCCCACAACCUGGCCGACGCCCCGCCCCCUCACGGAGCCCCGCCCACCGGGCCUGUUGCCGUGGAGACCUGCGUGCAGCCCUCGCACAACAACAACAACAAUAACAACAACAUCAAGGGCAGCGGGGCCGGGCCCUGAGCUCACACACACAC